UCCGGCUCCGCCCCCGAGCUUUGCCUCACUCCAGGCCCGCCUUCCAGACUUGGUCUUAGUUCCUAGUCGGGGCCAAAUCACGCCUCGGCCACGUCCUCCAGGCCUCUCGCUGCCUCAGCCACGCUUUCCAGGCUGGGUUCUGGUCUCGGUUCGCAGCUGGAGCCGGUCCGCAUUCGCGGAUACGGCUGGUCCUGCCCUGGGACGCAAUCGCUUCCCAGCGAGAGGAAAGUCAAAUUUCUCAGCGGGUUACGGGGAGGUCGCGGCCGCCGCCUUUUCAACCUCACCUCGGGGCCCCCAGGAGGACCCCUCGGGUCUCCUUAACCGGAAGCGGAAGUGCGCGUUGGCGGGAUCAUGGCGACUUUGGUCGAACUGCCGGACUCGGUCCUCCUCGAAAUCUUCUCUUACCUCCCGGUACGGGACCGGAUCCGCAUCUCCAGGGUCUGUCACCGCUGGAAGAGGCUGGUGGACGACCGGUGGCUGUGGCGACAUGUCGACCUGACGCUCUACACGAUGCGACCUAAAGUCAUGUGGCACCUCCUUCGAAGGUACAUGGGAUCCCGACUCCAUUCCCUGCGGAUGGGCGGCUACCUGUUCUCCGGCUCCCAGGCCCCCCAAUUGUCCCCUGCCCUGUUGAGAGCCCUGGGCCAGAAGUGCCCCAACCUGCAGCGGCUCUGCCUGCACGUGGCCGACUUGAGCAUGGUGCCUAUCACCAGCCUGCCUAGCACCCUGAGGACCCUGGAGCUGCACAGCUGUGAGAUCUCCAUGGCCUGGCUCCUCAAGCAGCAGGACCCCACCGUGCUGCCCCUGCUCGAAUGCAUCGUGCUGGACCGCGUCCCUGCCUUCCGUGACGAGCACCUGCAGGGCCUGACGCGCUUCCGGGCCUUGCGUUCACUGGUGCUGGGUGGUACCUACCGUGUAACCGAGACAGGGCUGGAUGCCAGCCUGCAGGAGCUCAGCUACCUGCAGAGGCUCGAGGUGGUGGGCUGCACCCUGUCUGCUGACAGCACCCUACUGGCCAUCAGCCGCCACCUCCGAGAUGUGCGGAAGAUCCGGCUGACCGUGAGGGGCCUCUCUGCCCCGGGUCUGGCUGUCCUGGAGGGGAUGCCGGCCCUGGAGAGUCUGUGCCUGCAGGGUCCUCUUGUCACCCCAGAAAUGCCCACCCCCACUGAAAUCCUCUCCUCUUGCCUCACCAUGCCUAAGCUCAGAGUGCUUGAGCUGCAGGGGCUGGGGUGGGAGGGUCAGGAAGCUGAGAAGAUCCUGUGUAAGGGGCUGCCCCACUGUAUGGUCAUCGUCAGGGCUUGCCCCAAAGAGUCCAUGGACUGGUGGAUGUAACUGCUCCACCGUCUCUAGGACCCAUGCCAGCUUUCAUUGUUGAGCCCCAGCCCCUUUGAGCAGCACUUUGAAGAGGGCAGAUAAUCAGACUUGAGGAAACUGAAAGCCCCAGGUUUAGAGGACAGAGGCCCAGAGACUUCCAGACCAUUGGAAUCACUGUUUGCCAGCUGUGUGGCCUGGGUCAUAUCAUCAGCCUCUCGGAAGCCUACACAUCCUGAAAUAAGGACAAUCACAGCUACCUCAUAAUUACAUUGUAAAGCCUUACUCUAAAAGCUCUCAGCCUCCAGAGGCUCUCAAUGAAGAGUCACCUUCAGGAUCGUCCUCAGGAACAGGAUGGAUGAGGAAGGGGUGAGGUUAAGAUUUACAGGCACCCGCCAUACGUGGUGGCUCACACCUGUAAUCCUAGCAC
Messenger RNA from Saimiri boliviensis boliviensis (Bolivian squirrel monkey), 1741 nucleotides. It is a transcript of the gene FBXL12, whose product is annotated as F-box and leucine rich repeat protein 12. Gene Ontology annotation, molecular function: protein binding. The record is from RefSeq and is a predicted model, not a curated record. Lineage: Eukaryota; Metazoa; Chordata; Mammalia; Primates; Cebidae.